Rotaria sordida is the source of this 1539-nucleotide messenger RNA. The record is from the annotation of a GenBank genome assembly. Lineage: Eukaryota; Metazoa; Rotifera; Eurotatoria; Philodinida; Philodinidae.
AUGAACGUAUUGAUUGAUAAGAAUAUUUUCUCAUUUUACCUUUCUAAUCUUCGUCAAUCUUAUAUUAAUGAACAAUCAAACAAUGAUAAUGAAACUAAUAACUCUUUAUAUCAUCAACUCAAACAAUACUUGGAUUUAAUUAAACGAUGGAGACCCGAGCGUGUGUCACAAGGUCACUUAUUAUUUAAUGAUAAGAAUAAUAAAUUUGCUAACACAAACAAAGUCAUGUGUAUAACUGACAUUUCAUUUAUGAUUCCAAGACAAAUAAAAGAUAUACGAAAACAAUUACGACCAGAUUUUGAGCGUGCUAAACGUAUUAUUCUUCGUAUGGAUGAAUCUCUUGUUUCAUCUUAUGAUAAAAAUACAACUAAACAAUUUCAUCAUCAAGAUACAUCACAUGCUCUACGUGCCUUAUCGGAAGCAGCUAAUAAACUUAGAAAAUUUGCUUUUCGUGAAGUACUUAGUUUUGAUGGAACAUUACCAAUUAUUGGAAUAAAUUUAACUGAAGAAGAAGAAGAAGAAAAUGCUUCAAUGGAUAAACUUUUUCGUCAAACAGAAAAAAUUGAUCCAAUUACAGAUUUUCAUGUAGCACAAAAUCUUGUUGAAUUUGAACAAGCACUUGUUAAACAUCAAAUGCAUAUGUUAAAUAUGCCAACAAAUAAACCAUCAGAUAUGAUUUAUUUAAAAUUUUGUUUAAUGUUUGAAAUACAACGUGAUGAAUAUGAAAGUUGUUUACGUUUAUUAUUACAUGAUAUUAUAUUUAAAUUUCAUUUAUGUGAUUUUCGUUUACGUUGUAUAAUAUAUGUACGAAAACCAAUUGAACAUGAACUUGUUCUUGAAAAAUUCGUUCAUGAUUCACAUUUAAAAACAAAUUAUUCGGCUGAAUUUAUUUUAUGGUCAGGAGAUUGGAUUGCUAAUCAAGAAGUUGAAUUAUAUGUUGUUAUCAAAAUUGAAUCAUUAUCAAUAAAUAAAUAUAUUAGUUUAAAAUUUUCCGAUAUGGCACAUUUACAUGUUAAAAAUAUUCCACAUGGAGCAUCAAGAAUAUUUUUACGAGAACUUACACCUGUUAGUCGACCACAUAAAAUACUUUCUCGUGGUAUUAAUGUUGGUCAAGUAGAAAUUGAAGCAGCACAUUGGCUAGCUCGACAUCAAUUAUUAAUACAUAUUGUAAAAGUUAAUCAUUUACAAUCUGAACGAUUAUUACGAGCACCAGAAACCUAUAUUGAAAUUGUUUUUCAAAGUCCUUUUGAUAUAUAUGAUAUAAAACGAACAAAAGUAGCUGAUCGUUCAUUUAAUCCAGAAUUUGAUGAAGAAUUUCAUUUUCAAAUUCCUAAAAACAUAGCUGUUAGUGAUCUUACAAUUGAUUUAAUAUUUCUUGAAAAAUCUUCAUUACAUCAUCAUCCUAUUGUACUUGGUGUAUUAACAUUAUCAAAACAUACUGAUUGGUUUCCUGUAAGAAAAUUUUGGAUUGAUGUUGCAGAAAAUCCAGAUACUAGACUUAAAGAUAGAUUUUUAUUUGAAGGAAGUAUUUAUGAUUAA